This is a messenger RNA of Fundulus heteroclitus (mummichog), 4813 nucleotides long. It is a transcript of the gene tnfrsf21, whose product is annotated as tumor necrosis factor receptor superfamily, member 21. Bases 89 to 2146 code for a protein of 685 amino acids. Gene Ontology annotation, molecular function: protein binding. Gene Ontology annotation, biological process: adaptive immune response; negative regulation of B cell proliferation; negative regulation of myelination. The record is from RefSeq and is a predicted model, not a curated record. The transcript has 6 exons. Lineage: Eukaryota; Metazoa; Chordata; Actinopteri; Cyprinodontiformes; Fundulidae.
GAAACACCUAGAGAUGAGAAGUGUUACUCAAGCAGACAACUUGGACAAGGACGUUUGCUCGACCCUCCUCUGAGUGUUCUGACCCAGGAUGAUGCCUGUCAUCCAUGUGUCCGCCGCGCUUCUAUGUAUGCUGGUGGCUGACAUCUCAGCCCGAGUUUUGACCACAUCCGCCACAGAUGACCAGCCUCUCCUCUCCCCGCGCCACUAUCAGCACACAGACCGGGAUUCGGGCACCCAGAUGGUCUGUGAUAAGUGCCCGGCAGGCACUUAUGUUUCCGUCCACUGCUCCCCGACGACCGUGAGGGAGUGCAGCCCCUGCCCCGAAGGCACCUUCACACGAGGCGAGAACGGCGUCCAGCAAUGCCAUCGGUGUCGGUCGCCUUGCCCCGCGGGCCUCGUCGAGAAGGUGCCGUGCACGGCCACCCAAGACCGGGUGUGCACUUGUCCGCCCAACAGAUUCCUAUCAAGGGACAGUGGUGUAGAGUGCAAGCCCUACUCCUUAUGCCCUCCAGGGACCAGGGUGAAAAAGCGGGGCACACAAACGGAGGACGUUCUCUGUAAACCUUGCACCAAGGGGACAUUUUCUCGUGAGGCGUCCAGUGCCGCGAGUUGCAGAAAUCACACAGACUGCCAAGCUCUGGGAAUGCUGCUGCUGACACCAGGAACAAGGCAGACAGAUAAUGUCUGUGGACCCCCUUCUACCACGUCCUCCUCUGUUACUCCAACCACUCCCCUGGGGCCAGCACAGGCUGUGUUUUUACAGCAAUCUAUGACGUCCUCAGUCACCCCAUCGUUGAAUGUGCCCGCACACAAAGGUUCCUUGAGCCAGUCAGCAGCCAUUCAACUGAGGGGAACUGUAGGUGGAGGAAACAGAGGAGAGGAGCUAGUGCUCACCCAUUCUGGCAUCUCCAUCACACCAAAUCAGGACGCCUCAUGGACUUCUCUGUCCAUGGCUCGGAAACAAGCUGUGGAUCUCAAACAGGAGCUGGAUGAGUCCACUGCUGAGUCUGAGCCUCGGGGAACUAAGCCAAGUAUGGAGGGCCCAGAAGGCCCCGAAGUAGUCAGGGUUGGAACAAGUAUCAGCAAUGUGGCAAGCCCAGGAAAUGGGGGUCCAGCUUCCAGCUACUACAGGCCCAAUCGCAGGGGAUCCCCAAGACCGACAAGGCACGAUCACUUUGACAUCAAUGAGCACCUGCCCUGGAUGAUAGUCCUGCUGCUUCUGCUGGUGCUGGUCGUGAUUGUGAUGUGCAGCGUCAAGAGGAGCUCCCGGGUGCUGAAGAAGGGCCCAAUGCAAGACCCAAGUAGCAUCGUGGAGAAGGCAAUUCAUAAGAAGCCGGCCGUGCCUGCAACACAGGCCAGGGAGAAGUGGAUGUACUACUACUCCAAUGGCCAGGGGGUGGACAUCCUGAAACUGGUGGCAGCCCAGGUGGGCAACCAGUGGAUCGACAUCUACCAGUCUCUGGCCAAUGCCACCGAGCGCGAGGUGGCCGCCUUCUCGAACGGCUACUCCUCGGACCACGAGCGAGCGUACGCCGCGCUGCAGCACUGGACCAUUCGAGACAGCGGGGCCAACCUGGCCAAGCUGAUCAACGCCCUGCACCGGCAGCGCCGCAUCGACGUGGUGGAGAAGAUCCGCUGCAUCAUGGAGGACAACCCACAGUUUGACAUCAACCAGCUGACGACCACAGUGAAUGUAAGCCAAAGCCUCAGCCCCAUCCACAAGCUGCUGGACUCCCCCAGCGGCACGGGCGGCAGCGGCGGCAGCUCGGGCCGAACCAGCGGCGCUGUGUCCGUUCAGUCGCCGAUGGACCGCACCAAAUGUUUCUUUGCUGACGAGUCGGAACCCCUCCUCCGCUGUGACUCCACGUCCAGCAAGGACUCUGCCCUCAGUAGGAACGGCUCCUUCAUUACCAAAGAGAAGAAAGACACAGUGCUCCGGCAGGUCCGUCUGGACCCGUGUGACCUGCAGCCGAUCUUCGACGACAUGCUGCACAUCCUGAACCCCGAGGAGCUGCGCUUCCUGGAGGAGAUCCCGACAGCCGCGGACAAGCUGGACCGACUUUUUGAGAUCGCUGGAGUGAAGAGCCAGGAGGCCAGCCAGACGCUGCUGGACUCGGUCUACAGCCACUUACCCGACCUGCUGUAGUGGAGGAAAGGGGACGGCAGCACACGGACGUAGAAAGCAAAGGGACGUGGCGUGAGGGGGACGGGUCGGACGUGGCGUAGCUGAGAUUUAACCUGCGCUGUUAUUUCGAACGGACAGCGUUUGGCUCACCGGGCCACUAAUGUAACACAAUUCCAGCAGGUUAUGUACCUUUUGUCUGCUCCCUCUGAUGAGUCCGGUGAAUCCUAACCACUACUUGAUUCCUUCUCUGCGUAAAUCCCCCUCUGCCGUGUCACAUGGCCACCAGUGUUGCUCAUGUGACCUAAACCACGGGGCUUAAAGGGCCCCAACGUUUAAAAGAGCUGGACGAAACGGUUUGAAUCAUGUCCUGACUCCACUCAACUAGCACUUUAUCCAUCUGAAACGCCCGACGCCUUCUUGUUUAAAGGACAAUACCGGUGUUUUUUCUUGUUUGUGCCAAUCAUUUGGGCUUUUCUUGCCUGUAGUAAGAUUUCAGAGUAAACAGUUAUAUUUAUUAUUAACACGGCAGGCAGUGGUAAAUGACAGCGGUACAUAAGCUAUAACUCUAAACAACACUGGUAUUAUUCUUUGAUUAAGGGUCUUGUAAAUCAAAUCGAUUUUUUCCACUCGGAUUGGGCUGAUCGUUGAGUCAUGUGCCUAAACAUGUCCCUUCCCACAGCACCUCUAUCUUUUCCUUCCAGGUGCCUGAACCUGAGGGCAGCAGGUGUUUUGGUAGCUUCUGACCACCAGCAGGUUGUAGCAUUAUUCCAUCAGUCCAGCUGCACCUCUCACUCCAAAGGCAUCGCUCAAAAGGAUUCAGGACUGAAGGACUACAGUGCCUUGCAAAGCAAUUCAUACGACUUGAGCUUUUCCACAUUCUGACAUGUUACAACCACAACUGGCAUGUUACGUUCAAGACCAAACACAAAGUGCGGUGUAAUUGUAAAACGGAAAGGAAAGAGAUGCACGUUUUUUUUCAGUUGGAAUCUAAAAAGUGUGGCGAGCCUUUCUGUUCCACCCUCGUCACUUUGAUGAGCUUAAAUAGGCCCAAGUGCAACAAAUUGCCAUCGGAAAUCAGCUAACUAGCUACAUGCUAACUUGCUAUGUGGGGAGCAAAAUUUUUUUAAAGUAAGUCAGUGAGAAAUUAGAAAAACAGCAGCCUUAAACAUAAGGCAGUUUUAGGUCAAAGGUCUCCAGUCCUCUAGGACCAGUGUCCUGCAAAUCUUUAAAUGUGUCCCUGCUUCAGCACCCCUGAAUCAAAUCUUUAGAUCAUUAGCAAGGAUUGGUUAAGCUGGAACAUGCAUUCAGGGUACAGUUCUGCCAUGUGACUCUAGCCCCAAGGAUUGGAGUUUGAGGACCUUCAAAUAGAUUCUUGUGUUGGAAUGGCCUAGUCAAAGUCCAGACCAAAAUCUAAUCUAUGGCAGGACUUAUAUUUAAUGUUUUAGAGACGCUCUCCAUUCAGACAGACUAAACUUGAGCAGUUUUAUGAAGAAAACAUUUUAGUUUUUAGAGGUGAAACAGAAUCCUAGCCCAGAAGUGUAUUGAAAACAGAUGCAUGCCACACUUUUAAGAUUUUUUCCAAUUCCAUGUUUUUAACUCAUCCUAUUUUUUAUUUUGUUGAUCUAGCACAGACAACUCUGAUAAAGUGCAUUAAACCUUGUGGUUAUAAGAUGAUAAAAAUGUCAAAAAGCUCAGAGGAUAUCCAUACUUUAGCAAGACAAUGUUUUAAUUCACCUGGAAGUAUAACAUUUGGCUUUUUUCUGUUUUGUUACGGACAUCGCUGGGACGGCAAAGCACUACCUGCCCCAGCAACCUUCAGUAAACCCAGACGACCACGCGUGAUCCUGUGUCAGAGUAGCGUUGAUAAAAUGUUCUGGUUACAUUUUGGAGCUUCCUGGUCUCAGCUGGACACGGGUGUUGAUUAUUUUACCGCUGCAGCAGAAAUCAUUCAAAUCAAAUAAGUCAUUCAGUCAUUUUCUACAUAUUUAUGUUGUGAUAUUCAAAUCUAACAUUCAUGCACUAACGAUGAUUUCUGUAUGCGACAUACUCAAGAUGUUUUUUUUGUUUUUUUUCUAGCUCUGAAAUGUUGUUUCCAAACAUUUGGUUUUAUUGUAUUUUCCAUACUCGCUUUACUAUUAUUAGUUAUUGUAGCAUUUGCAUUUGACUGUCCUGGGUGACCUUGCUGGGAUGUAACAUAUGCAUACUCCGUACUCUACUUGAAGUCUAUCACUUGAUCUCACCAAUGAGGAGAGAGCAGUCCAUCAAGUUAUUUCACACUAAACAACAAGAACAGCAAAACAAAAGAAUCUUCACUGCUUGAGGAGGAUUUAUACCACCAGAGCAUCCGGUGUCUAUCAGAAACUACCUUGUGUGGACUCUCACCUGUUGGAGCAGCAUUAGAGGACACGGACAUUACAGAAGGCAAAAAGCUGCUUCAGGUAUAGCAGCCUGACUUGAUGAUGAUGAUGAUGAUGAUGGUGGUGGUGGUGGUGGUGGUGAUGAGGAAGGGGAUCUCGCUCCCCACCGCCCUGUGAGGAUCACAGCUGCAGGGCAGACUCCUUGGAUUUCAUGACACAAUGACGCGUAGAUGUGAGGUGGACAUGUCUGAGUAGACGAUUUCAUCAAAUUCACAGUUCAAAUGUAACCCGUAUACUAUUCAAAUGAACUAAUAAAAGCAAUUUUUUCAGA